Molecule: messenger RNA, 2957 nt
Organism: Orussus abietinus
Lineage: Eukaryota; Metazoa; Arthropoda; Insecta; Hymenoptera; Orussidae
Exons: 7
Coding region: 605-1921 (438 amino acids)
Source: RefSeq, a predicted model, not a curated record
UGGUGUUUAACGUGGUUUAACGGGAUCGAUUGUUCGUUUCGGUUCGUUUUUCCAAUUUUUCCGGUUUUUCCGAAACGGCAAGGUAAACGAUCGUACGCGAUUAGCUUCCGAAAGUUAUGAAGGUCGUAUCCGUUGUAUUUCGCUCAUGUGGCGCUUUCACGCGGUCAAAGGUGCAGAGGUGAAAGGGGCGUCCCGUUUGGAUCGUGUGAGAGGCUAGAGGACGUCGGACCUAAGUUGGUGCGUUUUCACCCAUUUCUUCCACCUGGCGAUCGUAUAAGGUCAAACCCGAUUUGCCUGUGAACUGCUUUUUGUUUGACCCCCGUGGGUGAAGGAAUAUAAUUAAAAAAUCGUUGAAUGUGCGUGCUAUCGCUUAAGAGCAUCGCAGGAUGCUUAACGGAGACAUUGGAAAAGUUUGCUUUUUCAGAAUAUAUGUAACGCCGUUACAACAUGCGUAAUUUAUGCAGAAUAUCUAUGCAAAUGGUAGAAACGUGACUGGAGGGGUGAGCACUCGUAAGGGAAGCAAUCAUGACGAGAAGAACUUAUUGGACACGUAAUUAAACUCUUCUUACUCAAAGGAAAUUACUUAUGGAUAUAAAAGGCAAAAAUGGCUCGAAGCAGAAAGUUUGGUAACGAUACAUUGGACGUGAUAAAUAAAGGCUGUUUGGAUUUAUACAAUGGAAUAGCCUGUGGUCGUGUUACCAUUUUAAUUUUACUCGGUACGAUAACGUUUGUUCUCGUUGCAACAAAGAUCAUUAAAUACCAUGGGCAUAAACACUCGCAGAUGCACCACUAUACCAUCUUUUAUGUCUCAGCCGUACAAUGCAUCAUUUGUGCCGCAGGCUUUGUACUAGGAACUAAGUACCCCCAAAUAAAUUUUGGUGCCAAUUUCUUUAAGCUUCUUCAGUUUAUUCUUAUUUGCCACUUACACUGGUCGGUAGCUGCCAGGUCACGGCACAGAGACGACAUCGUCCAACAUGUCGUCAACCCGAUACUCUGUCUCUAUACUUUGUACUGUACAACCGUUGUGCUCAUGGGAAUGGUCGACGUUACCGGAACUUGGACGGAGUGCUUGCGUCCGUAUUGGUUAAUGCUGUCGGGUGCAGAUUUUAUCUCCGUACAACUGUUUGCCAUAGUUGCUCUCUUCCUGACGCACGGUAACAAUCACCCAGCCAUUUCGGCUCUAAUGUUACCCGCGACUUCUUCUCAGGCGAGAGACCUCUGGCUCGUGACGGCAGUGUACGAGGUGUCGGCUGCCAUAUCGAUUGUUUUCGAUGCAGUAAUGUCUCUUGUGGGUAAAGAAGAAACAGGAUGCAGCGCGAUAUACAACCAUGACCAAUUAUACUAUAGCUCGAUGAUAAUAGUGGUCACGACGCUUAAGUACUUCUUGCCAACGUGGACGCUACUUGGCGUUUUUCAGCCCACGAGAGUUAAGUCUCGGCCAUCCGAAGUCACUCUUACCUCUCAUUACAACACGGAUGGGACGUGUCAAAAUCACUACCGAAGAAUGUUUUUCUCCCAAAACACCGGAUUGUCGGCUGCGGCUCCAUAUCCAACAAUGGCUUAUGCAACGGACUCGCCUAUUUAUGGAAGUUACGGGGAAUACUUUUACCCGGACAGUUCCCCGGACGCUUCGCCAACCAUAGCUCAGUGCUGGAACGGCAUGGAGGACAACGCGUACCAUGGCUUUGAGAAGCACUUUAUUAAUAUCGAUCAGAAGAGGGAUAUUUUGGAAAACCAGUACAGAAUAGAGCGUAAUCGACAGAACCUGGAGCGAAGUCUGCGAAUGGACCCAGGGCCCACGUUGGAGCGGGACGACGACGAGGAGGAGGAGGGAGUCGAUGGCAAGACGGCAUCAAAGAACGGCAACUUGACUACCAUCAACGAGGAAGGUGGAAUCACUCCGGAGAGUCCUCAGGAAUAACAGCGCACAGCUUAACUAGUCUAAGUUAUCCCGAACCUAGUCGAAGAAGUGCCUACUUGCGAAUAAUUGGUUAGACGCUCGAUCGCGUUUCUCACAUUUGUUCGCGUACUACGAUGUACUUACGGGUACGAUCUGUCGGGCACUAUGGGUUGCAGAACCUACACGGAGGAUGGCGAAUCUCGAUUGACGCGUCAUGAGUUUGCGAUAGUAAUUGAUUUUGAAUUCGAAUCCGGGGUUCGACGGUAAGGUGACCGACUCGUAUGAAAUAUGAGAUCAUCGAAACACUGAUACCGCGAAGCGUGAUAUUGACUAUUUAUUUAAGACUUAAUGAAAUUGGAAAGAAAUGGAUAUAUUUAAUUUGACGAAAGGCUACCGGUAGUACGGUAGUACCAAGAUCGUACUUUGGUAGAAUACAGAGGCAUCGCGUAUCGUUCGUUAAGACUGCUUGUCUUUGAAAGAACGAUCUCGACCUCCGAUCCGAUUGGUAUCGUAAGAUCGAUAUCCGAAAGUGGACCUCCUUCGGAGAUCGAAGCAUUUAAUCGAGGAAUGCGCGAUAACGUAUUUUGUACAUGAAUUAUUAGAGCGCGAUGGUAACCAUCCUUCCAAUGACUGUGAUGCAAAGAUACUUGCAAGGUCGUCUAACCAUUAGGUGACUAAUUACCGAAACCCAGGGUAGGUCGAGGGGCCCUAACUAACCGUGGGAUCGAAUAAAGUUAGGAUUAUCGUCGACACGCGAACAGCUGAUCCAGGCUAUUCCGCCGGUACUCCUUUCUAGAUCCUUCUUCCAUUCUCCCUCCUUACCUCCUUGGCAAGGUACUAAGCUAUCAUCGAUUCCCUUCCUCGCCUCGAUCCGAGGAAUCGAAGGCAAACGCAUCGUCCAGAGAUGCUUAACGUAAAUAACGAGUUUGGUAUCGAUACUCGCCGCGAUCGCGCAGGGCUGCAUUUUUCUGUGGAAUGCCCGGGAAAAGAAAAUUAUUCUCCGUCUAGGUACCGUUUGUACGCAAGAACGAGUUUUAAUAAACGUUUCUGCCAUUGC